Molecule: messenger RNA, 2272 nt
Organism: Argiope bruennichi
Lineage: Eukaryota; Metazoa; Arthropoda; Arachnida; Araneae; Araneidae
Product: saccharopine dehydrogenase-like oxidoreductase
Exons: 12
Coding region: 159-1451 (430 amino acids)
Biological process (GO): glycolipid biosynthetic process
Cellular component (GO): mitochondrion; plasma membrane; lipid droplet
Source: RefSeq, a predicted model, not a curated record
UUACAUCCGACUUUUGUAAUUUGCAUGCUAGCAAAGGUAAACAAUAGAUAGAAGGAAGUGCAGAUAGAGCUGUGUGAUCUUUAACCUCUGCAUAUAAUAUGAAUUCAUAUAGUUAGAAAUAUUUUACUGUUGUAGUUGAGUUAUUUUUUUACUUCAUCAUGACUUCACGCGAAUUUGAUGUUAUUAUUUUCGGAGCUACGGGUUACACUGGGCGAUAUGUUGUAGAAGAAUUAGCUCUAACUUCGAAAUCAACUAAUAUAAAAUGGGCAGUGGCUGGCCGAAAUAUAGAAAAAGUCAAAGAAUCUAUUGAUAUUGUCCAAGAGUAUCUGAGUGAUGAAAUUGACAUCAGUAAGAUUACAAUCAUCAAAGCUGAUGUUAAAGAUGCUUCAUCAAUAUCUGAUAUGUGCAAGAGAGCACGUAUUAUCCUGAAUUGUGUUGGACCGUACAAAUUUUUUGGAGAAGUUGUUGUUAAAGCAUGUAUUGAAAAUGGAACACAUCAUGUGGAUCUAAGUGGAGAAAUGCAGUUCUUAGAUAUGACACAAGCAAACUACUUCAAAGCAGCACGUGAAAAGGGUGUUUAUAUCGUGGGAGCAUGUGGAUUUGAUAGCAUACCAGGAGACUAUGGCAUUUCUUUAUUAAAGAAGAGAUUUCCUGGUGACUUAAAUUCCGUUGAAUAUUUUGUUCAAAUAGGACAGGGACCUAGUGGAAGAAGCACAAAUAUUGGAACAUUCUUAUCAGCUGUUCAUUCUGUAACAGAUUUUUUUAGAAUCAGUCAAUUUGAUGCUGCUCUUAAAAAAGAAGUCUUCAAAAAAGAUUUAAUAAAAAGUGACUAUCCAUUGUACAAAAGACUUCCACCUCUAUUUUACAGUGGUGAAGUGAAAGGUUGGUGCCUUUGGUUUAUGGGUGCUGAUGAGCGCGUCAUAGAAAGAAGUCAAAAGUUUCGUUAUGAAUAUUUAAAUGAGCGGCCAAUUCAGUCAAAUGGUUAUGUUCGAAUGUCUUCAUUUUUCAGUGCUCUUUCUAUGAUAUUUCUAUUUAGUAUAUUUGGAUUCUUUUCUUUGUUUUCUUUUGGUAGAUAUUUGCUUGCUAAGUAUCCAUCUUUUUUCACUGGUGGUAUGUUUUCAGAGGAAGGUCCAACUAGACAACAGGUAAUGGAAGGCUCGACUACAGUAACACUCAUAGGAAAAGGCUGGAGAGACAAGUUAUCAGAACCUACUGAUAAACACACAACUAGUCCUGAUACUAAGAUGAAAUUAACUAUAAAAGGGCCAGAACCUGCUUACGCUCUAACUUCAAAAUGCUUGGUUCAUGCUGGACUGACAGUUAUUGAAGAGACUAAUAAAUUGCCUCUGGAAGGUGGUGUCCUUUCUCCUGGUAUUGCCUUUGAAAACACUAAUUUGAUUGAUAGAUUAGAGAAAAGUGGUGUGAUUUUCAAGUUUGAAAACAUCAACUGAAGAUAACCUACUGCUCACUUUCAUUUAAAUAUGAUUAUGCAUCAUUUUGUGAUUUCCUUUAUGUACUUAAUUUUCUACAUUCCAGUUAUUGAGCUUUUUUUAAAAUCUGUUUUGAUAAUAUAUAAGAAAAUGUUAACUAUUUUAAUAAAAUCAAAUUUUAAUAAGAUCUAUGUGACAUAAAAUUUAAAAUGAUCCUGUGAUAUCUUUAAUAAAGCAUUUUUUUUUUUUUAGAUAAGUGAUUACUAAUUAUAAUUUAUUGCUGAUUUUCAUGCAGGUAAAAAUAAAAGUCUUAUUCUCUCCCUCCCCUCUAUAAAAAUGAAAUUGACCACAGUUGUGUUUAAAAAUUUAUCUGCUAGAUUAAUGGUUGAGGUUUAAAAAGAUAUGCAAUUGAUUUCAAUAAUACAGUGAAAGUGUUUUGAAAACCAUUUUUAAUUUUGUAAGUAAAUGACAAGUCUGUAUUUUUUUUUUUUAAUAAAAGCAAAUAAAUAAACGCCUCAACCUAAAAUUGAAUUAAUCAGCUCUUGAAGAUAUUAAAAGUUCUGUUUAAAAGUUAUUACAUGGAGCUUAAUAAAGAUCACUUGUGUUGAAAUUUUAUAUAUCAUAAUAUUGUAUUUUAAUGAAAUCUUGAGAUUUUGUAUUAGGACAGAGACAUUGUAUUUAUUAUUAAAAUUUGAAUGGUGACUUUUAAACUAAUGACAAUAUAUCAGCUGUGAUAAAAUAUGAUAAAGCUUAUAUAUGUAUAUAAUAUGUGUGUGUAUUUCAGAUUUUAAAAAAAGUUGUUUUAACUUUCUCUAACAGCAAGCAUGUUGUGAAAUUUCUUG